GCGGUGGGGCUUGGGCCGGGCCAAGGCCGGGGCAUGCGACGCGGGGGUGCGGCCCGGUGACGCCGCGGGCGGGGACUCUGCGCCCCGGGAGCCACGCGCUGCUGCGGGCCGAGGGCACCGCGGGGACCCGGACGCACCGCGCGGCCAUGGAGGAGGACGCGGGAGCUGCUGGCCCGGCGCCGGAGCCGGAGCCCGAGGUGGAGCCGGAGCCCGAGGCCCGCACAUCCGAGGCCGGCACAUCCGAGGCUUUCUCCCGCCUCUGGACCGACGUGAUGGGCAUCCUGGAUGGUUCCCUGGGAAACAUUGAUGAUCUGGCACAACAGUAUGCAGAUUAUUACAAUACCUGUUUCUCUGAUGUGUGUGAGAGGAUGGAGGAACUUCGGAAACGGCGUGUUUCUCAGGACCUGGAUGUGGAGAAACCCGACGCCAGCCCCACGUCACUUCAGCUGCCGUCCCAGAUCGAAGAAUCUCUCGGCUUCUGCAGCGCCGUGUCAACUCCGGAAGUAGAAAGAAAGCAACCUCUCCAUAAAUCAAACUCAGAAGACGGCUGUGUAGGAAAAGGAGACUGGAAGAAGAAAAAUAAGUAUUUCUGGCAGAACUUCCGAAAGAAUCAGAAAGGAGUAAUGAGGCAGACUUCAAGAGGAGAAGAUGUGGGCUAUGUGGCAAGUGAGAUAACAAUGAGUGAUGAGGAGCGAAUUCAGCUGAUGAUGAUGGUCAAAGAAAAGAUGAUCACCAUUGAAGAAGCGCUUGCUAGGCUUAAGGAGUAUGAGGCCCAGAACCGGCAGUCAGCUGCCUUGGACCCUGCAGACUGGCCUGAUGGCUCCUACCCGACACUGGAUGGCUCGUCCACCUGUAACUCAAGAGAACAAUCGGAUGACGAGACCGAGGAGUCGGUGAAGUUUAAGAGGUUACACAAGCUGGUUAACUCCACUCGCAGAGUCAGAAAGAAACUAAUUAGGGUGGAAGAAAUGAAAAAGCCAAGCACUGAAGGUGGAGAGGAGCAGGUGUUUGAGAAUUCACCAGUCCUGGAUGAAAGGUCUGCCCUAUACUCUGGAGUGCACAAGAAGCCAUUUUUCUAUGAUGGCUCUCCUGAGAAACCUCCAGAAGACGAUACAGACUCUCUCACCACGUCUCCAUCAUCUAGCAGCCUGGAUACCUGGGGAGCUGGCCGGAAGUUGGUCAAAACCUUCAGCAAAGGAGAAAGUCGGGGCCUGAUUAAACCACCUAAGAAGAUGGGGACAUUCUUUUCCUAUCCAGAAGAAGAAAAAGCCCAGAAAGUAUCCCGCUCCCUCACGGAGGGGGAGAUGAAGAAAGGUCUUGGGUCCUUGAGCCACGGGAGGACCUGCAGUUUUGGAGGAUUUGACCUGACAAAUCGUUCUCUACAUGUUGGCAGUAAUAAUUCUGACUCUGUGGGUAAAGAAGGAGAUAUUGUGUACAAAGAGGUUAUCAAGUCACCUACUGCCUCCCGCAUCUCUCUUGGAAAAAAGGUGAAAUCAGUGAAAGAAACAAUGAGGAAAAGAAUGUCCAAAAAAUACAGCAGCUCUGUGUCUGAGCAGGACUCGGGGCCUGAUGGAAUGCCUUGCUCUCCUGUCUCAGUAAAGCCGGAUUCAGAACAGAUGGACAAGCCCAAGCUCAAAGCUGGAGGAUCUGUCGAAAGCCUUCGGAGUUCUCUGAGUGGGCAGAGCUCAAUGAGUGGUCAGACUGUGAGUACCACCGAUUCCUCCACCAGCAACAGGGAAAGUGUCAAGUCAGAAGAUGGUGAUGAGGAGGAGCUGCCCUACCGGGGCCCAUUCUGUGGGCGCGCCCGGGUACACACUGACUUUACCCCCAGUCCCUAUGACUCAGACUCACUGAAGCUCAAGAAAGGAGAUAUUAUUGAUAUAAUCAGCAAACCACCCAUGGGUACUUGGAUGGGCCUAUUGAACAACAAAGUUGGUACCUUCAAGUUCAUCUAUGUGGAUGUGCUAAACGAGGAAGAAGAGAAGCCCAAACGCCCCACCAGGAGGAGGAGGAAAGGAAGACCACCCCAGCCCAAAUCUGUGGAGGAUCUCCUAGAUCGGAUUAACCUGAAAGAACACAUGCCCACCUUCCUGUUCAAUGGAUACGAAGACCUGGACACCUUCAAGCUGCUGGAGGAGGAAGACUUGGAUGAGUUAAAUAUCAGGGAUCCAGAACACAGAGCAGUUCUCUUGACAGCAGUGGAGCUGUUACAAGAAUAUGACAGUAACAGUGACCAGUCUGGGUCCCAGGAGAAGCUGCUAGUGGACAACCAGGGCCUGAGUGGAUGCUCCCCCCGAGACUCAGGAUGCUACGAAAGCAGCGAGAACCUGGAAAAUGGCAAAACUCAGAAAACUGGAGGUCUGUCUGCCAAAUCUUCAGCGGAGUCCAGCUUGAAGGCUUUGAAUAGGAGUCAGCCUGGCAACUAUCCGACAUUGCCUUUAACGAAGUCUGUGGAGAUCCUCAAGCAGCGGGAGGAAGGCAGGCCUGGUGGAGGCCUAGCCCCAAACCCCACCAGGCGCUGUGAUGCACCCUGUGUGACUGGCUUGAGUAAAAACCGGAGGAGCCUCCCAGUCUCCAUCUGUCGCAGCUGUGAGACCCUGGACGGCCCUCAGCCAGUGGAUACUUGGCCCCGAUCCCAUUCCCUGGAUGACAUUCAAGGAGAGGCUGAUGCUGGCAAUAGUGUGCCUACCAAGGUGCCAGAAGCCUCUCCUCAGAUUGUACCAGAAGUGCCACAGAAGACAUCUACCUGUGCCAUCAAGACUCAGCCCCGGGGCCGAGAUCCCACCGCAGGCGAUGCAUUGCUACUGACCCAAAGCAAGAGAUUUUCUGAUCCCCAGAAAAUAAUGACUAAGAAAUCAGAUGACCCCAUAGCAGCCUCUUGCGUGCCCAGAAACUUUGAGGCUCAGCCUCCUUUUAAACCCAGCUUAACAAGGACGUCCCUUGAGGGUCACAGAAAAGGACAUGAACACCACCCCCCGGGCACCAAAGAAGGGGUAAAUGUGGAACGGAGUGUCACCGAGGCCAGGAUGCAGCUGAGACAUCCAUCACAGCCCCCACCCGUGCCGGCCAAGAAGAGCAGAGAGCGCCUGGCCAACGGUCUGCACCUGGGCCCAGGUCUCGAGGUGCCCAGCCUGCCACUGAAGAAGGCCAUCCCUGCCAGCCCCAUCAGCCCCUCCUCCGACUUCCCCUCACCCCGGGAGCCUGGGCCUCCCUCGGGAACAGAGCCCAGCAGCCCACCCUGCACAAGACCUCCACCCUGGCUGGCAGAGCUGCCUGAAAGCACCAGCCUGCAGGAGCACGGUGUGAAGCUGGGCCCUGUGGUGAGCAGGAAGGUUUCCUGCGUUCGAGGUGUCAACCUAGAGAUGCUCACUGAGAAUAAGCUGCUGGCGGAGGGCAUUGAUCUCACCGAGGAGCCCUACUCUGAUAAGCAUGGCCGUUGUGGGAUUCCUGAAGCCCUGGUGCAAAGAUAUGCAGAGGAUUUAGAUCAGCCUGAGAGGGAUGUUGCCACCAACAUGGACCAGAUCCGGGUGAAGCUGCUUCGGAAGCAGCAUCGCAUGGCGAUCCCAAGUGGUGGGCUCACGGAAAUCUGCAGAAAGCCCCUCUCUCCUGGAUGUGUUGCAUCUGUGUCGGAUUGGCUCAUCUCUAUUGGCCUGCCCAUGUAUACCAGCAACCUUUCUGAUGCAGGGUUCAGCACGCUGAGCCAAGUGCCUUCUCUGUCCCACACUUGCCUUCAGGAGGCCGGCAUUACAGAGGAGCGACACAUAAGGAAACUCAUAUCCGCAGCCAGACUCUUCAAACUGCCACCAAGCCCUGAGGCCAUGUAGCCAGGCCUGGGAUAGACCUCCCUGGACAAGAGCCAGCCUUUCACUGUGCUUAUGAAGCUGAUGCAAUUCCUUCAUCUCUGGUGGGUUGACCAGAUCCAGAAGAAAAGCCCCCAUGUGGGGCUCAUUGAACACAGGAUUAGGACACAGAGUGAGGACCCGCUCCUCCAGAAAAGCUCCCUUGAGGAAAUCGGUGUGGUUCUCUUUGAUCUCUGUUCUGUUUUCAGACACAGAAGAGCCAAGAAGCCAACUAACUGUAGACACCGUGUCUCUGGUCUGUCUUUGUGCUAGCAGAGGGCUAGAAGGAGUGGGCAAGGCACCGAGGCAGCGUGUUCUGUUUCUGAUUGGGCCCUUGUCCAUCUGUUGGUCACCCUCCUGGAUGCCUGAGCCAGACAGGCUUAGCUAGGCCAAAGCAACAGACUCAAGAGUUACUGUACACUAUUGACUGUGCUCAUUUGUUCAGAAGUUAGAACGUCUAGCUACAGCAAGAGAAACAAAGAAGUCCUACUCUCCUUUAGGAAACAAGAGACAUUUUCAUUGCUUUCUAGCAAUCAGCUUUUAUUCGCCUUAAUAUGAACGUCUAAGCAGUUAUGUAUCUAGCGUCCACAACCCUUAACCCUAAUUCCAGUUGUUCAGCUUAGACUGCCAUCUAACGUAUCUGGGAUGUUUCCAGCAAAAAUGGGCUUUCUAAUGGUCUCCUUCUAACAUGGCUUGCUUUAUAGGGGUGUCUUCAGGCGCACGUUUCAGGGUGGCUUUCAGUUCUUAAACUAACUACAAAUUCAGUAAACCUGAUCCGAAUUUCACAAAGGGUCAUGUGGGUGGGUGCAUGGGUAGCGACUACAGUUUAUUUUACUCUGUUUAGUGUUGUUCUCUGUCAGCCACUGUGUAGAGUAUGGACUUGGAAUCCUGACCACAUCCAUUCCAAAAUCCAGUCAUCACCUAACGGAUCACCUUUGCAGAAAGUCAUUGUAAGGUUUCAUAUUUCAGAAAGAUUUUUUUUCUAAAAAGAGAAGUAGUUUACAAGCUGUUUGUUUGAGAUUUUUUUGCACGUUCUAUAAUUAUUAUCCAUCAUUUAUCAUUUAGAUAAUUCUUUUAAUUCAAACAGAGAUUCAUUAGGGAGCCACACAAGCCACAUUAGUCAUGUGUUAAAUAGUGCAUAUUUUCUAUUGUUUUCCAACUGGGAUUUCAGCACAGUCUAUCCAUUUUUUGUCUAGUUCUCUAGCAAACAGCAAAUGUAGACAGCUAUAAAGGUCUCCAUCACUUACAAAAUGAUUUUUCCUUCACCUUCUUGCAAAUACUGUUUGAAGCAUCAAAUGUGAUCCUGUGUAACAGAUGCACUUUGAACACAAGACCUGGAUCAAAAGUUCUCCAAAAUAUCAUGUAGUUAUUAAAAUGCAGUUUUGAUUACAAAGCCAUCUUGACUAUGUGCAUAAUAUCUCUGGAUCUAUGUCUCUGAGGAAAAGAAUGUUCUCAGGUGAUGUAUUUUUGUUUCAUGCUUUGGUAUGCAUUUUUAAAAAUAAUGUUACGUUUCUUCAGUUCCAUUCACCUUCUAUAAGACGCCAUGUGAAGAAGGUGGGGAGAUCGAGAAUAAAAAGGUAAAGCCAAGAUCCUUAUUGGACUCUUAAAAGGAGCUCAUUUUUGUCCUCCUGGGUUGUGGUAUAACCCACCUGAAGGGUGGGGCUGCAGGGUCCUAGCCUACUAGAGCAUCUUAGCCAUUUCCUGUGCUGUGGCGAUGGUAGGUUCUCCUUGGUCUUUAGAAAUAACCUCGGCUUGACAUUGCAACAGUGUGCUCACGGUUCGAACUGAGCAGAGCGACCGCACAAAAGUCACGUUAGAGGUGGCAAAGGGGAAGGAGAAAUCCCUGUGAAUUUCCAAAUUUGACUUCAUCCUCAAUGGAGGGUUUUCUUUUCAAUAAAACUAGCGCCAGAGCUUUUGAGAAUGCCAAACGAUAUCUUUAUCACUCUGGAAAUCAUUGCCUUUGCAUGGAAAAUUAAAUUCAGGGACCAUGAUUUUAGUGUGAAUGUCUGAUCUGAGGGGGCUGAGGUCGUUUUUACUUUAUUAGGUUUUUAAUUUUUGAUUUUUAUAUCUUUAGUGUUUGUUUGGUCUUCUUUUGCUUUAAACUUUUAAUUUGGUCUGAGAAAAAGCCUGAAUGUUGGUGUGUGGCAUUUGACUGAGGUGGCUUGGGGUUGCCCGUGGCUGUUAGUGGACAGAUGGUAGGCUUUAGCAAGAUCCAGUUUUGAUCAGUUGUCAGUUGCAUUUGGUACAGAAUUUUGAGUGACGGUGAAAAUUGUUGUCUUUGGAAAGCACAAAAGAAACCUGGAAAGGCAGUUCAGCUCAGGUAGCUUCACAGAGCCUGUGUGAUUUUUUUUUUUUUUUUUUUAAACGUCACAGCUGUCUGCAAAGAAUGCAGCUGCCCAAACUACUAUUUACAUUCCCGGAUAGCAAGAGCAAAUAGCUUUUCCUGGCCUUGCCUUAUCGGAGGCCCUUUUCUCUGUCCUGAACCCAGGUGUGGAUGAAAUUGAUAUGAUUCCUCCAUUAAAUCCCCAACACAGCAAAUUUCCUUUCCUAACUGCAGCGAGAGAGAUGUACAGUCCCAAGUCACUGCUGCAUGUAUGGACUGCAUUAUGUUCCAAAAAGUAAAACUGUCUGAGUCCAAGUUAUCUUGAUUUUUAAUUGAUAGAGAAAACAGUCAAGCAAGUUAUAUAACAACUAACAACAUUGCACUUUCUGUAUAUGAAAUCAAUAUUUAAAUAACUUAUUUUUCUCCAUUGCUGUUCUUAAACAUUGUAAGUAGCUGUAAUAUACCAGUACCAAUAUGUUCUUGCAAUUGCUUCAUCCCAAGAAAGCUAUGUAUUGUUUUAAAAAUUGUAAAAAUUAUUUGUGAUGAUCCAUUUAGAAAAAAGAAAGGUGGACAGAAGGGUUUUCCUAUGUAUCAAAACUUGUCUAUAAUUAUGUCAUCUAUGUACCUAGGGGAAAAAAGUAAAUAAAUUUCUUCAGUUGAACCCGU
Molecule: messenger RNA, 6828 nt
Organism: Nannospalax galili (Upper Galilee mountains blind mole rat)
Lineage: Eukaryota; Metazoa; Chordata; Mammalia; Rodentia; Spalacidae
Gene: Sash1
Product: SAM and SH3 domain containing 1
Exons: 20
Coding region: 147-3824 (1225 amino acids)
Molecular function (GO): protein binding
Source: RefSeq, a predicted model, not a curated record